This is a messenger RNA of Scylla paramamosain (green mud crab), 1787 nucleotides long. Its product is annotated as ionotropic receptor 93a-like. The coding region runs from base 150 to 1616 and encodes 488 amino acids. Gene Ontology annotation, molecular function: ligand-gated monoatomic ion channel activity. The transcript is spliced from 7 exons. Gene Ontology annotation, cellular component: membrane. Lineage: Eukaryota; Metazoa; Arthropoda; Malacostraca; Decapoda; Portunidae. The record is from RefSeq and is a predicted model, not a curated record.
GGCGGCGAGUGGUCACGCUGUUGGCCCACUGCUGCUGCUUCCCUCCAGCCUCCUCUCCCUCACGAUAACUCAAACUUGCUUCUUAACACUAAUCUCAUUUCUCUUCAUGAUUUUUCUCCAACUUCUGCUUCCUUAGAGCAGGAGAUGGAAUGACAGGCACAGUGUUUCUCUAUAAAAAACACAUAAUUCAUCAGUUCCUUGCACUGAGGCGCAGGUUCAACUCAGCCCCGACCCUCACGGUGGCCAUCGAGGUGCUGCCCUACCACAGACUGUCGUGGGUGGACGACGCAGACGCCCCUGGUGGUCGUCGUCUGGAGUUUAAGGGAUACGUGGACAACAUCGUGAGGCACUUCGCCAAGGCGCUCAACUUCACGCCGCUGUAUGCACUGUCACCCGAGAGAACCUUCGGCACCAGGCUGCCUGACGGGUCCUGGACGGGCCUGAUAGGCAUGGUGGUGCGCCAGGAGGCAGACUUCGCGCCGGGCCCCUUCAUCAUCAGUCCCGUGCGGAGAGAGGCGGUGGACCAUUCAACAAUACUGCGUAAUGGAAACCUGAGGAUACUGAGCGGCCUGUCAAGACUGACGAUUGACCCGUGGGGCUUCCUGCUGCCCCUCACGCCCCUGGUGUGGGCAGUCACCCUGGCGGCGCUGCUGGGGGUGCUCCUCGUCCUGCAACUGUUUCCAUCCUGCCUGCCCGGCAGGUCGCUCCUCCACGGCGGCUGGUCUGACAACACCUUCAGCCCUGUGCGCAUCCUCCUGCAGCAAGGUGAGGCCUCGGGGACCGUGCAGGGCCCCUCCUGCUGGAGGCUGCCUUGCGUCUUGCAGGUUUCCGUGCUCUCAGGGAGCAGCAGUCGUGCCAUAAUGAAGACUAACUCUGCCUCACUCACUCCCAACGCAGACGUGGUGAGGCCUGCGGAGUGGUGGUGGUGGGAGCGUCUGGUGCUGGGGCUGUGGAUGCUGACGACGCUGGUGCUGGCCAAGAGCUACUCCGGCAACCUCAUGUCCCUGCUGGCUGUCAAGUAUCUGCCGCAGCCCUUCCAGACCCUGAGGGACAUUCUGGAUCACCCGCACGUCGCCAUGAUAGGACAAAAACAUUCUAAUUUUGAGCAAAAUCUUAGGGACGUCAAGUCAGGCUUGUUCAAGGAAGUGGCAAGUCUAGAAGAUAAGGGUCGCCUGGAGUUCCACACGCAAUCACAGUACCUCAAGAGUCUGGACAACCUGGUGAGGCGAGGACACCACGUGCUUGUUGACGUGGAUCUCAACUUGAGGAGUCUUAUUGCUUUAGAUUUCUCUAGGGAAGGUCAGUGUGACUUCUACAUAUCAAGGGACGGCUUCUUACCGCACUCGGCAGUCAUGAUUUUCCAAAAGACGAGUCCGCUCACCCAGGCCUUCAACAGUAGACUGCGCUCACUAAUUGAACAGGGACUCAUAUCGUACUGGAUGGAGAACGUUCCGAAUUUUACAGAGUGUGAAAACGUUCCAAAGAAGAUGUUGGUGACCUCUCACAUCUCGCUGUCUAACAUCUGGGGGGUGUUUGCAGUGCUGGCCAUGAGUCUGGCCGGCGGACUGCUGGUUCUGUUCGCCGAGAUCAUUGCUGGACUAGCCAAAGAGCACUGACUCCUGAUACCUGGCUUGAACGGCGCCACGACGAGCACAGCACUGCAGCCAUAUCAAGAUCCACCGAUAGGCAAGAUGCAGCACCACGCGAGGCAAAGGUUCAGGAAAUGCCUGGUUGAUGUAGGGACAAUUAUUGUAUAAAAAUGUACAAAUAUUUAAUAAUCUGGUUCC